AAGCUUCUGCAAAACAGACGCUUUCCAGACGGCACCAAAAACAAUGUGAAAGUGAUCUUAGCAAUCAGAAAGACAGCAGACAGCAGCUCAUCUGUAUUACUAGACCUAAUUUUUCUCAAAGAACUUAGAAAAAGAUCAACGAUGAACAUUACCGAGUCUGCGACCCCGUCGACUGGGCUGUCUUCAGAAUAUCAGGAUUAUGGAGAUGCUUCCACAACUAUGGGCGAUUAUGAAGGUGGGGAAAUAUGUGACAGAGCAGCAGUGCGAGAGUUUCGAAUGUACUAUGAGCCAGCUCUCUAUUGGAUAAUUGUGAUUCUGGGAGCCAUUGGCAACACUCUGGUGGUCUGGAUAUACACACACUUCAAAAACCGUCUGAAGGCAAUGACAGAUGUUUAUCUACUCAACCUGGCUGUGGCCGAUUUGUUCUUCCUCUGCACUCUGCCAUUCUGGGCAGCCGACUCAAUCUAUGGAUGGACUUUUGGCUCGGGCCUCUGCAAAAUUGUCUCUGCCGUUUACAAAAUCAACUUCUUCAGCAGCAUGUUUCUACUCACCUGCAUCAGCGUCGACCGCUACAUAGUGAUUGUCGAGACAACCAAAGCGCAGAACUCCAAGAGGGAUCGUCUCCUGUACAGCAAACUCAUCUGUGUGUUAAUCUGGCUCCUGGCGGCCGUGAUGUCCAUCCCAGAGUUUCUCUUCGCUCGUUCGAAAGAGGACGAUCAGGGCAAUCACUUCUGUAUGAUGGUCUACUGGAACAAUAAAAACAAUCAUACAAAAAUACUGGUCCUGGCUCUCCAGAUCUGCAUGGGCUUCUGCAUUCCUCUCAUAGUGAUGAUCUUCUGCUAUACCAACAUCAUCCGCACCUUGCUGAAGACGAGGAACUUUGAGAAGCACAAGGCCCUGAGGGUCAUCUUGGCAGUUGUGGCCGUGUUUGUUGUCUCUCAGUUUCCGUACAACGGCAUGUUGGUCUUCGAAGCCACUCAGGCAGCCAAUACAACCAUCACAAACUGCAAAGAGGUCCAGCGCUUUGACAUUGCUGGCCAAGUUAUGAAGAGCCUCGCUUACAUGCAUAGCUGCCUAAAUCCGUUCCUAUAUGCUUUCGUCGGAGUGCGUUUCCGAAAAGAUGUCUUUCGACUUUUCCAAAACCUUGGUUGUAUUCCAACCGUCAAGAGCUCCAAGUUGCUGCAGGGAAGCUCUCAUCGCCCCUCUGUUAUGUCGGACACAGAAACCACUAAUGCACUCUCAUUGUGAUUGGUGUCAGAACACUGUCAGUGAGGCAUGCUUAGAAAAGGCUUCUGUUUUUCUGCAGGUGCUUAGCAUCUGGUUUUCAAAGCAGAAGUUUGAGGUUCCAUAGGAGGACUUUGCAUGCUUGGAAACGAGCUGUCUGGUGGAGGGUGAAGUAACCUGCUCACCACAAAUAAAAUGGCUGCAGCCUUGAAUGCCUUGCAUAACAAGGGUUCUCUUUGUUUGACUGGGCCAUUAAAAUGAAUGUCAAAUCCUGUUCAAAUAAUUGUGAACUGUAUGAACAGUGUUGUGGCAGGGAGAGUGCAUUGUUACUGUUUUGCUCAUUUAACUGUUACAAUAUUUUCCAUCUCUUGUUCAGCAUUAAUAUUUUCAAUUCAUAUAAAUGUUGUAUGAGCAUUGAAUUUCUUCUAAAAGUGUUUUUCUUGGAACAAAAAAAAAAGUUUAUAAUUGUUAUUAUAUGAAGAUAUAUUUGUCUUUUGUUGCUGCAAAAGUAUAGCUGUGAAUAUUUUAUUCAUGAUUUAAAGCCAGUUGUGUACAUUCAGGAUAUUUGUGUCUAUUUUGCUUUUGAUUCACACCAAAAAAUAAAAUAAAAAAAAGUAUUAA
Molecule: messenger RNA, 1845 nt
Organism: Carassius auratus (goldfish)
Lineage: Eukaryota; Metazoa; Chordata; Actinopteri; Cypriniformes; Cyprinidae
Gene: ccr9a
Product: chemokine (C-C motif) receptor 9a
Exons: 3
Coding region: 142-1248 (368 amino acids)
Biological process (GO): positive regulation of cytosolic calcium ion concentration; G protein-coupled receptor signaling pathway; immune response
Cellular component (GO): membrane; external side of plasma membrane
Molecular function (GO): C-C chemokine binding; C-C chemokine receptor activity
Source: RefSeq, a predicted model, not a curated record